AUGGAUCACCUCAAGACAAAUGAAGAACCUACGCUGCCCGAUGACCCAUCAGCUAAGGCAAAGCAUAUUUUCAAGCUUGUCAAGAAGUCAUUGUUCGAAGAUGUCGAAUCGGUCUCCAAGACUUUUGAAGAUACAGACCUCGAAGAUUGCAUGUCUUUGGCGAAACAAAUUAUUGCGGCCAAUCCCGAGCUUAAACCAACACUGCUUCUAGCUCUAGAUAGAAAUACUCAGUCUGAUUGGGAUGACUUCUAUUCAAGCAUUGUGGGAAACUACGACGACUGGGUUACGGUCACGCCGCAGGUCCUUCUCGCAGAUGCGGUAUUUUUAUCAGAGGCUUGA
Molecule: messenger RNA, 339 nt
Organism: Penicillium arizonense
Lineage: Eukaryota; Fungi; Ascomycota; Eurotiomycetes; Eurotiales; Aspergillaceae
Exons: 1
Coding region: 1-339 (112 amino acids)
Source: RefSeq, a predicted model, not a curated record